This is a messenger RNA of Oryctolagus cuniculus (rabbit), 10846 nucleotides long. Lineage: Eukaryota; Metazoa; Chordata; Mammalia; Lagomorpha; Leporidae. The record is from RefSeq and is a predicted model, not a curated record.
CUUCCAUCAGCUGGGUCACUCCCCAAAUGCCUAGAACAGUUGGAGUUGGCCUCGACCAAAACCAGGAGCCAGGCACUCCAUCAGGGUCCCUCAUAUAGGUAGCAGGAACUCAAGUACUUGAGCCACCACCUACUGUCUCCCAAGAACAUUAGCAGGAAGCUGGAUCAGAAGCACGGAGAAGCUGGGACUCAAACCUGCACCUGAUCUGGGAUGUGGGCCUCCCAAGCAGUGGCUUAAUCUACUGUGUCACAAUACCUGCCCCCAACACAGAUUUCUGAGCUUCAUGCCCAAAGAUCCUGAUCAUUAGCUUUGGAUUGGCUCCCAAGAAUUUGCAUUUCUGUUAAGCAUUGUGAGUAGCAUUGAAAUAGGCAUUUACAAACCAUUAUUAAGUUAUUUUUUUCAAAGAUAAGUAUGAAGCCAUUGCAGAGUUUUAUUUAUUUCAUAUUUUGUAAAGGAGUGAUAUGAUCUGACAUAUAUUGCAAGGAUCUCUCUAUUCACUGUAUUGAAAAUAGACUGUACGAGGGCAAAUGAAGAAGCAAGUACUAAAGUCAGGAAGUUCUCAAUCAUCUAAGUGAGAAAUAAUAAUGGCUUGGAUCAGAUAGUAACAGUAGAGGGUGAAAAUUAAUCAGAUUCUAUACAUAUUUUGAAGAUGAAAGCAAUACUUCUUGGUGGAUUGGAUAUAGAUUAUGAGAGCAAGAAAGGAGUCACAGAUGGCCAAGAUUUGGAAUGAGCAACCAGUCCAAAAUGUAUGGAGACCAUUUUUUAAAAAGAUGUAUUUAUUUAUUUGAAAAGCAGAGCAACAGGGAAGGAGGGAGAGACAAAAAAGGAGAUCCUCUAUACCCUGGUUCACUGCCCAAAUGGAUGCAAUAGCCAGGGCUCGGCUAGGCCAAAACCAAGAGCAUGGAACUCCAUCUAGGUCUCUGACUUGGGUGCAGAGACCCCAGCACUAGGGGCAUUUUCCACUGCUUUCACAGGUGCAUUAACAGAGAGUUGUCUUAGUAGUAGAGCAACUGGGACUCAAACCAGCACGCAUAUGGGAUUCUGGCAUUGAAGGGGGUAGCUUAAUGUGCCACGCCACAAUGCUGGUCCCUGGAGACCAUUUUUUGACCUAUAAGAAUAGCGAUUUCAUAUGUUUCAACCUAACAGAAAAAUAGUUAGCUAUUAAGUUGGAGAAGACUGUGGGAGAAACUGACUUGGAGAUGUUGGUGAACAUGCUACCUGCAGCCCUGCAAAUGGUGCUGCAGAGAUCAGUCUGGAGCUCAGAGAAGUCUGGGCUGGGCUAAUCCAGGAGGCUGGGUUAGUAGACUGCCAGAGCUGGGACUGUAGAUACUGUAGGUAGAUGAAAUCAGUCUUGGAGAGGUGAGGUCCUCUAACAUUUAAGAGAAGGAGAGGAGCCAGCGCUAUGGCCUAAUAUGCCAAGCCUAUUCCUGCGACACUGGCAUCUCAUAUGGGCUCCGGUUCAUGUCCCAGAUGCUCCUCUCCCAAUCCAGCUGUCUGCUUAUGGCUGGGAAAGCAGUAGAUGAUCCAAGUACUUGUGCUCUUGUAUCCAUGUGGGAGACCUGGAAGAAGCUCCUGGAUCCUGGCUUUAGAUCAACCCAGCUCCAGCCAUUGUGGUCAUGUGGGGAGUAAACCAGCUGAUGGAAGACCCUUCUUUCUGUCUCUCCCUCUUUCUGUCUGUAACUCUGCCCCUUACAUACAUACAUACAUACGAGAGGGAGAAGAUGAGCAAACUAGCAAAAGAAACUAAAAAAUGAAGGUAGGAGGAAAACCAAGCAAGAGUGCUGAAUUGGAAGCCAUGUAAAGAACAUGGAAUAAGGAGCUUUCCCACUGUUCUUGAAGCAAGAGGAAAGGGGUCAGCGUUUCCUAUGAAAGUCCAAAGAGCAGAUAUUUUAGCCUUUUGGGGGCCAUAUGGCUUUGUUGCUAGUGUUCAGCUCCUGUGUUGUAGCAAGGAAGCAGCCAUGACAGUAUGUAAACUAAGGGUGUGACUGUGUUCCAAUAAAAAUUUAUUGACACUGAGCUUUAAACUGUAUACAGUUUUCUUGUAUAGUAAAAUAUCAUUCAUCCCUUGAUUUUUUUCAACUAUUUAAAAAUGCAAAAUCCAUUCUUAGAUUAUAGCCCUACAAAAAUGACAGCAAGCCAAGCUGGUCUGAUGGGCAGUGCAGAGAAAACGCUUUGGGCUUAUCAAUCUUAGUUCACUUCUAACCUUCCUUAAGGACCUUUUUGUUUGUUUGCAUCUGAUUUUGACUCUCCUCCAUUAGAUCAGGAUUCAUAUCCUUGUUUUUAUUUUUGGGUAGGGAUACCUUUGUACAGAUUGUACAGAAAACAAGAUUAAGUGUUCCAGAACAUAUGUUCUGGGCUUAUGUUUUCUUCUGUGGCAACAUUAUAUUUGUGCAACUGGGAAGAACCUUAAUACUUACCAAAUAUCGCUCUAUACAAAAUUUUCCCUACUUCAUUUGAGAAAGUUAGCUCACUCUGUUUUACCUCUGCCCUCCCCAGGGAUUAUACAAUGCCACUUUAAAAAACAGAAUAGGGUAGGUAUUUGGCAAGCAGUUAAGCCACUGCUUGAGAUCCCACAUCCCAUAUCGGAGUGCCUAGGUUCUAUGUCUCUGCCUUCAUAUAAAAUGAAAAUAAAUUUUAAAAAUAGUACGGAAAGGAUCAUGGUGUAGUAAUGGUGGUGGAUAUCAGUUGAUUGAAUGAGACUCCCUUUAGUUUUCUUCAGACUUACUGGGCAAAAGAACAUAAUGUAUCCUCUGAACACAAGAUAAGAAAUUCGAAGACUUUGUCAAUGAGUUAAAAUAAUUAUAUCAAUUAUAAGCUAAAAGGACUAUGAAAAUCUUCCCUCAAUUUUAUUCAAAUUCUUGUCUAUAAAUAGUCAAUGAAGUAGGACAGCAUGUGGAUGUCCAAGUGGGCCCUCCCUCUACCCCAGUGAAUUCUGUUGUCAGCAAAGUUAACACCAGUAUCUACAACCACCAUCUUAUCCAAGGAGGUGUGCCCCAGGAUCUCUUUAGAAUGAAACUGAUGGAAAAUAACUUGCCACUGUCAUCCUGGAAGUGUUCUGUUCCAGUUCUUUUGCUGUCACUUCAAGGUCUGAGUGAAGAAAGGAAAAGGCAAAAAGAUAGUAGUAGUAACAAAAAAAUCUCAAAGCCUUUGGAGUUUUGUACUUUAAUUAAAUGGCUAAUAUAAUUUUCUAUGAAACUUAAAUUAUAGCAGUAAAUACUGUACUAUAAUGGCGGAGAAAGUGUCUUAGCUUUGUUUUGUGGUCUGAGCUUCAACUGCUCAGCAAUAUUCAUCUUUUGUUAUCUGGAUCCUUUAACAUGGGUAGUUGAUCUGAAGAUUAAAACAUGCCAAAAUAAUCAGGAGCUCACGACGAUGUUUCUGUCCUCUUUAAUUUGGUAUAGAUGGUUUUACUUGCAUGCUUGUUGGUUAUUUAAAAAUUGAUAAAUUAGGAUAGUUGAAGAUAGAAAAUUACAUUUAUUUGGCUUUUGAAAUUGCCAAAGGGCUGUAGAGCCUUAAAAUGCUAUGAAGGUGUUGGGGCAGGUUAAUGUCUUUUUCCAGCAUCUUCUAGAUGAGGGAAGCAAGAUACACAGAGGUUCUGUCAUAGCUACCCAUCCACAGUGGUGAGUGACAGCGCCAACUUCUAAGCCAGAGGCCUACCAGCCUCUAGAUCAGUGAUUCUGAAAGUGUGAUCAGGAGGCCCUGGGGUCUUUAAGACCCUUGCAGAGGUACUACCAGGUUAAAUCUAUUUUGGGGGCAAUACUUAGAUAUUAUUUUCCUUUUUCAUGCUCAUUUCAUGAGUAUAGAGUUUUUCAAAAUCUACCUGGCACAUUAAUAUGUUAUCUUUCUGAACCCCAGUGACAUAUGUGCUAGUGUAUAUUCUUGGGUUUUCAGUAUUUCUCCAUAUUGAUUACUAGUGUGGCAAAUACUAAUAAACAUAUAAACACAAAAAAAUUGAAGAUUUUCAAAGGAUCCUCGGACCAAAAGUAUAAAGACUACUGUUUCAGGUAUUUUGCUAAUCCUGUUGGGGAGCUGAUCUCAUUUAUUUCUGGAUACACUGCAGGCUUAAUUAUCAUUCUCAUAGAAUACAUAAGAAGUGAAGGCUGGAGAAGUUAAUUACUUUCAGCAGGUCACAUGAGUAAUAAGUUGCAAGGCCAGAAUUUGAACCCAGGUUUCAAGUUCCUAACUGCUCUGCUGAGUGUGUUGUCAGGCUCAUGGUCACUCAAAGAAGAACUAGGAAAUGUCUGGAUUUGGAUACUAACCUCUCAGAAGAGGAACUUCUCCAUGGAACCUAGGCCAUCCUCCAGGGAUUGUAAAUAUGAAGAUGAUACACAUUGGUAGAGACCAUGUUCUAGUUUGAUUUGACCUGUACUAUGUGAAAAAUAAGACAACUGGGUGUCAAUUUUGUAAACUUAGAGCAUUUUAUUUCAAAAAGAAGUUCAGUGAUAGGCAUUUGGCCUUGCAGUUAAGACUCAUGUUAAGACAUCUGCUGCCCACAUUGGAGAACCUGGGUUUGAUUCCCAGUUUCAGCUCCUGACUCCAGCUUCCUGCCAGUGUGCCUGAGAGGCAGUAAGUGAUAUUUAAAGUGGUUGGGCCCCUGCCAUCCAUAUGAUUAAGCCUGCUUCUGGCUCCAAUCUUGGGCCCUGCCCUAGUUAUGUCCUGUAUUUGGGGAGUUGGCUAGUGGAUGGUGUGGAUCACUGUCUGUCUGUCUCUCUGUCUAUCUCUCUGUUGAAUUAAAAAAAAAAAAAAGUUCAGAUUGCCAGUUAUCCUUGAAAAAUGGGUGGACUACAUUGGUUUUCCCACCUGGCCAGAGUCAACUGCAGCUUUUGUCUGCUGCUGUGUUGAGAUGUGAGGUGUGUCUUCUAAUUUGCCGUAGGUACUGCUCCUAUUGCCUUCCCCUGCAGCGCGAGUCUCUCAUUUAUGUUAGUUGGGGUGCUUGGUGUGGAAACAGCUGGAGAUGUUCUCUCUGCUGUGCAUCAAUUAUAGGCCAUCUGCUUUCAACCUCCUCAAAACUAAAAACAGUAAAAGAGCGAGAGGCAUCCCAUUCUGCUUACCCAAACCUGGAUAUAGUAAAGUCCUAACUGACAGAACUGUUGGAGAGCAAGUUGCUUCCUUCCUUCCUUACUAAAGCAUGAAAUUCUGAUUCAUUAAAGAAUAAGAAUCUGCCACUGAAUUAACAUUUAUUUUUAAAUGUGCAGUCUUUUCUUUUUUAAGCGUAAUAGUGAAAUGAGCACAUUGCACUCACUGCCCUCAUUUUAUGUUUAUUUUAGUAAUGUCUAUUGUCCUCAUCAUUAUCGUGUCUGGACCCUUUAUGGCACUUAAAAUGUCUCUGUGAACCUCUGUGUGCAUGUUAGAUCAGUCAUUUGAAGCAAUUUCAGAUUUUUGAUCUAGAGGACAUUUUGAUAAAAUUAUUGAAUGCCAGAUUUUUAUGCCUAAAAUAUCAUCUCCCCAUGCUAUCAUACUUUUUAGAUAUAUAUUUGGUUGCUUCAUUUCUUCUUUUGCCUUAUCUCACUUAUGUAAAACACACAGGAAACAGAUUUGUUCACAAAUAUAUUUUGGGACUUACACAUUGUUUAGCACUUAACGAUAGUCAAUAGUAAAAUGAAUAAAUAUAUAAAUAUAGCAGUUAUGUAUCUGAUAAUUGAUUCUUUUCUAGCCCCAAGAAUUAUUAGCAGAUUUUAAUAAGAAUUUCAUAUUUUCACACAAAUAUGUUUGCAGUUCUGUUUGCACAUUGUGUAUUUCAUACUCCAGUUAGGAUAGCUUCCCAUUUUCUGAUAUGAGGUCAGUGGGCAAGUUAUACAUCUGUUGAGCUAGGAAUGAGGUAUACAUGGAGCUCCAGAUGCAUGAUGAGUCUGUUGAACUUGCAGGUUCAUCACAGUCUUUUCUGUACCAAAACACAGUCUUCUGCAGUCAGAAGUGGCAGCGUUAUUCAGCUAUAAGAAAAAUCUUGUGUAAUGGUAGCUUUUAGGCAAUGUCUCCUUUAAAGGGGCAUCCAGCUCUUAACCUAUUGCUGAAAGAGAAAUACCAUUGUCUAUUAAUACUACUGGAACUAAAGAUGAAUAGUGAAUCGGCCUUGAUCUGACAGUGAGUUUGACUUUGAUAGCUCAUCACUUAAAAAGAUUCUUUUAUAUUUAUGAAAAAAAAUCAUGACGUCAAGCCAGGGGGAAAAAUUGAUACCCGUAUUUAAGACCAAACUCGUAAGGCUUCCAAAAAAAAAGAAAAAAAGCCCCUUGUGGGAAUGGAUUUUUUUUACAUGCAUAACUAAUUAGCUUAGGUUAUUAUAAGCAGGGCUGCUGUGAUAAAGUUUCCGGUGGUGUCUCAGGGUACCUUGUUUAUAGUGCCUUCUCUAUGCCAGUCUUCAAACUGGAAUUAUAGAAAGUAGAGAGAGGAGUAGUCUACUGUUUCUCGCUGGAUUGGGGCCGCCUUAAACGUUGUUAUGCUGGAAAUGCUAGAAUAUAACCACUAUCAGGUGCAGACCCACCUCGAAAACCCCACCAAGUACCACAUACAGCAAGCCCAAAGGCAGCAGGUAAAGCAGUACCUUUCUACCACUUUAGCAAAUAAACAUGCCAACCAAGUCCUGAGCUUGCCAUGUCCAAACCAGCCUGGCGAUCAUGUCAUGCCACCAGUGCCGGGGAGCAGCGCACCCAACAGCCCCAUGGCUAUGCUCACACUUAACUCCAACUGUGAAAAAGAGGGAUUUUAUAAGUUUGAAGAGCAAAACAGGGCGGAGAGCGAGUGCCCAAGUAUGAACACACAUUCGCGAGCAUCGUGUAUGCAGAUGGAUGAUGUAAUUGAUGACAUCAUUAGCCUGGAAUCAAGUUAUAAUGAAGAAAUCCUGGGUUUGAUGGAUCCUGCCUUACAAAUGGCAAAUACGUUACCUGUCUCUGGAAACUUGAUUGACCUAUAUGGCAACCAAGGCCUUCCACCCCCUGGCCUCACCAUCAGCAACUCCUGUCCAGCCAACCUUCCCAACAUAAAAAGGGAGCUCACAGCGUGUAUUUUUCCCACAGAGUCUGAAGCAAGAGCGUUGGCUAAAGAGAGGCAAAAAAAGGACAAUCACAACUUAAUUGAACGAAGAAGAAGAUUUAACAUAAAUGACCGCAUUAAAGAAUUAGGUACUUUGAUCCCCAAGUCAAAUGAUCCAGAUAUGCGCUGGAACAAGGGAACCAUUCUAAAAGCAUCCGUGGAUUAUAUCCGAAAGUUGCAACGAGAACAGCAGCGUGCAAAAGAACUUGAAAACCGACAGAAGAAACUGGAGCACGCUAACCGGCAUUUGUUGCUCAGAAUACAGGAACUUGAAAUGCAGGCUCGAGCUCAUGGACUUUCCCUUAUCCCGUCCACGGGUCUCUGCUCUCCAGAUUUGGUAAAUCGGAUCAUCAAGCAAGAACCUGUUCUUGAGAACUGCAACCAAGAACUCCUGCAGCAUCAUGCAGACCUAACUUGUUCCACAACUCUUGAUCUCACAGAUGGUACCAUCACCUUCAACAAUGGCCUUGGAACUGGGACUGAGAGCAGUCAAGCCUAUGGUGUUCCCACAAAAAUGGGAUCCAAACUGGAAGACAUCCUGAUGGACGAUACUCUUUCUCCUGCUGGAGUCACGGAUCCGCUCCUCUCAUCAGUGUCCCCCGGAGCUUCUAAAACAAGCAGCCGUCGGAGCAGUAUGAGCAUGGAAGAAACUGAGCAUGCUUGUUAGCCAGACUCAGCCCUGUGUUCUCACAGACUGCUUCCUAUCUCGAUCAGAUUUCAUAAUUUACCUGAAGGGGUUUUCUUGAUAAUUUUCCUUUAAUAUGAAAUUUUUUUCAUGCUUUAUGGAUAGCCCAGGAAAUAUUUUAUUUUUUAGAAUUUUAUGAAACAGACUUGUAUAUUCUAUUUUGCAACUACAAAUGCCUCCAAAGUAUUGUACAGUAAGUGUGCCAUAUCUGUGAACUGAAUUUGCCAUAGACUUGAGCUUUCUGAGCAAGAGGAAUUUGCAUCAGAGAAAUGUCUGUCCAUUUUCAUUCAGGGGAAACUUGAUCUGAGAUUUUUAUGCCUGUGACUUCCUUGGAAAUUAAAUGUAAAGUUUAAUUGAAAGUGUAAAGCAACUAAAAGAGAGAAAGAAAGAAAGUUAGGAGAGAGAGAGAGAGAGAGAGAGAGAGAGAGAGAGAGAGAGAAAAGGAGACAGGGAUCCAUACUCUUUUCCAUUUUAUAAAUGCAUUGAUUCAUUGGUACUGCCUUAAAGAUCCAGUACCCUUCUAGCAUCAUUUAGCUUUAUAUUGCAAACUAUUUAAAGAACUACUAUAUCUUGUAAAAGACCAAAAAAGAAGAAGAAAAAAAAAAAGAGCAACCAUUUUCAUGAAGAUUGUUUUGUCAAAAACCAUGACUAAAUGACUGAUACCAACACAAGGUGAAGGGUGUUAGACCCAGGCUCUGAAACAGUCAAGUCUUACUGUUUUCUUCUGUGCUGUUACAGUUUUCUUCAUUACUGAAUUGAUGAGUGUCAUUCAGUUUUUCAUAAGGUGGACUUUAUUUUGGAAUGGAAAUGAAUGUCCUCUCAAAGUACAAUAUUGAGGAGCACUGAAAGUUUGUUUUGCUUUUUGUUUCCAUUUUUGGUUUUGAUAAGACAGCUGAACUGGGCAUAUUUCUAAUUGGCUUUACUAUUUUUGUUUUUAAAUUAUGUUUUAUUCAUUUGAUUUGUACAGAUUCUUUAUUAUCAUUGUUCUUUUCAAUAUGUUUGUAUUAAUUUUUAAGAAUAUGCAUCUUAAAAUGGCAGGUUUUCAAUAUUUUUACAACUCACUGGUGGUUUUCCGCAUUCUUUGUACACCCAGGAAAGAAAACUUUUAUGCAAGGUCUUGUGCUUAAAGAGAGCUUUGCAGAUAUUUUGUAUAUUACAAUCUCAUUCAAAACUGGUUUUCAAUACACAUUUAAGGUAUAGUACUAGUAGGUUAAAACCAAGCUUUCUAGAAAGAAUUAACUUACAUAUUUAUUUUUAGAAUAUAAAAAUAGCAACAUUCUUGGAAACAUAACCAUAGCAUUCUAUGCCCGUGAUGAUCAUUUAAAUUGGGGUUUUAUUUCAGCAAAUCUGCUGAAUUUUUUUAAAGAGAAAAAUACUGUAUUGGCAAAUUACUGUUACUUGAUAACAAUGUUUUAACAAGCAGCAGUGUUGUAAAGGUAGUUGCAGUGCAUUAUCUACUUGUGUAGCCCUAUGCAAUAACAGUAGUGUUACAUGUAUCAAGCCUAGAUAUUUUGUACAGAUGUCAUAGAGUGUUAGGAGCCAGGCUGUUGAAUGGGGUUACUCAGAAGCAGCCUACAGUUGAAUAGUGACUGGUACAAAGCAUAUCCAUUCAGAAUGAAGUGCCUUAAAUAGAGCAGUAGUCUUCUGGGGACUAGCACUGACUGAACUGUAAUGUAGGAGAAAGUUUCAAGGUGGUAUUAGUAGUUCAGAGGAAUGUAUAGCGUGGUGCCUAUGUAGACAAUAUAAGAGCUUCCAAUUUUCAUUCAGAUAUUUUUAAUAUUAAAUAUAUUUAGGGACUGAGUGCCAACUUCUUUCAUCAGGAAACCCUAUUCAGGAGGGUUUUUUUUUUUAAGUGUUUAAAUGUCAAAUGUGAAUUGGUGGUGGGUGAUGGAGGGGUCAGAGAGAAGUGAUUGUCAGAUGUUUGAAUGAUGGCUUAGGUGAAAAUAAUCAAUUGUGUAGAUCCCAUGCACGUUGGGCAAUGAGAAUCCUUGGAAACAUUGAUGAUGCUAUCAGUUUUAUAGCUUUAUUACAGGGGGUAGAGAAAGUUAGCUCCCGUGCUUUCAACUCCCUUACUUAUAUAGCUCUUUUCCUAGAAUAGCAAUGCAAAUCUGCAUGAACAGCUAAUUGUACCAUAGUAUUCAUUGAUACAAUCAUAGCAUUGUCUAUUUUUCUCUUCAUAUUUAUAUAAGGGGAGGGACUGGGUGCAAAAGCCGAAGACCUUGAUGCUAAUUUUCCUUAGUUGAUUUUGAGGGUUUUUAGAAAUAGAGCAAGAUUGAGUAACCCGUGGCCGAGGUGAUGUGGCCAUGGGUAGGCAACCAUAUGAAAAGCUUUGUUGAGAGCAAGUAUGGCAUCUUGUACCACUGCCCUGACUCUUGCAACUCUGGAGUUUGACAUCACCUGUUUUUCCCAACCCCUUCUGAAGAGACAAUUUUUGGGGAGUGACAGGUGAGCAAGUCCAGGAGGAUGCUGCAACACUGGGGGUGGUUUUAUUUAUUUCUUUAUUGCCAAAUAGAAUGUGGAUUCGUUUUAGGGACUAGUUAAGCCAAGAGGCAGUGGUUUGGGCUUCUUGUCUGUAACAAGAAAAUGAUCUGCACCACCUCCCCCACGCCUCUGGGUGCAGAAUUCUCACUCGGGGUUGGACCUCCAUAUGGGGUGUCCAAAAUGCCAAAUUGUUCACCUGCCUCCAUGUAAGGCAAUGGAAAUACCAAACCUUCUGACUUUGCCAAAAAACAUACAGCCAACCUAACCUGGUCAUGCCUUGGAUGACAGAGUUCUUUCUGGUUGUUUUUAAACAAUAAAGCAAUAAGAACAAAUUUUAAGAAAACAUAAAAAGUUAAAAGACAUAAAGCACAAAGGAAUGCACUUACUAAUAUUUUUGAAAAAUGCACUGGGGAGAAGUUGAUAUUGAUAAGAGUAUAAAAUAAACCCCUAUUUCUUGAUUUUAAAAACAUGACAAAUGACUGUCUCUUGUGGACGCUUGGUACUGUAAUGUUAAUAAUAGCCACCUGCUGUUGGAUGCAGCAAUAAUUUCUGUAUGGUCCAUAGCACUGUAUUUUAUGGAUCAAUAUUCAUGUAUCCAAUGAAACAACUGAACUGUUGUUCUUGAUAGCCUCAUUAAAGCAUUUGGUUUUUCACAUA